GCCAAAUACAUUAUUAACAUUGAUCAAGGUUAGAGCACGAGUUGGAAAGCAGUUCAGUUGGAAACACGGGGAAGAAAACAAGAACCCUCAUCAAAUUCAGUUGCUUGAUAUGGAUGCAGCUGGUGCAGGAGGCGACCAGAAUAUGGAACUUACAGGAGACAAGUUAAAAGAAUUGACCAAUGCUAUUGAGGAUGACGAUGAUGACGAAGAAUUGGAUGAGACUUUGGUAGAGCGAUUGAUUGGAUUAACAGAGAUGUUUCCAGAGUCUGUCAGAAAUGUGGUUUGUAAAGCAGGAUCUCUCUCAUGGAAAGCCACACAAUGGGGAUUUUCCUUCAGCAAGAGUGCAUUAUGGGUAGCAAUGUCUGCUGGGACAAUACUGGUUUUACCAGUUAUGUUUGAAAAUGAAAGAGCGCAAAUGCUAGAUCAACAAAAACAACAGGAAAAACAGAUUUUACUGGGACCUCACUCUGCAAUGUCUGGGACAGGGAUGUACAAUCAAGGAAUGAUGCCCCCUGGCAUGGUCCCCCCACCCCCAACUAUGGCCCCUCCUACUCCAUCCUCAUCUUAACGGAGAAUGUCUGUGAUUAUUUGUUGUGUAAAGGAUCAAACUUUAUUGUAUAUAUGUUUAGAUUGAGUGUGUUCAAAGUGUGUGAGUAAUCAUCGUGAUAAAAAUAUAUAUAAAAUUUAA
Saccostrea cuccullata (small rock oyster) is the source of this 688-nucleotide messenger RNA. RefSeq names its product mitochondrial import receptor subunit TOM22 homolog. The record is from RefSeq and is a predicted model, not a curated record. The coding region runs from base 110 to 568 and encodes 152 amino acids. Gene Ontology annotation, cellular component: mitochondrial outer membrane. NCBI's taxonomy places the organism in Eukaryota, Metazoa, Mollusca, Bivalvia, Ostreida, Ostreidae. The transcript has 3 exons. Gene Ontology annotation, biological process: intracellular protein transport.